Molecule: messenger RNA, 1776 nt
Organism: Frankliniella occidentalis (western flower thrips)
Lineage: Eukaryota; Metazoa; Arthropoda; Insecta; Thysanoptera; Thripidae
Exons: 8
Coding region: 259-1722 (487 amino acids)
Molecular function (GO): protein binding
Source: RefSeq, a predicted model, not a curated record
UGAGCUCUGCCCUCUGCCCCUCCUUGCCCUGCCAAGUGCGUCGCUUUGCAAAGCUUUUGUGCUUUGGUUGGUUAGUUUAGUUACUGUUCAUGAUAACAGUUUGGAAGGAUACUGUUUUUAUCGGUUUUUACUCAACCUCAGGAUAUAAUUUAGCUCGCGAGACUGUUUCAGUUGAGGCCGAGGCAGGGUUAUCUGUUGUUUCGUAAAUUUAGACCUGCUGCCAAUCCACUCCGCGUUCGAGGGAAAUCUGAAGACGCAAUGCCUUCUCAACCAAAACGUGCUCGAAGAGACAAGGCGAUAGAUUGUCCACAUCUCAAUAAUGAACCGGAGAAACUGACGCUGCUGUCGCUGCCGGAUCUGCCCCUGUUGCGGGUGCUCUCCUUCCUACCGAUGACGGACCUGGCCGCCGCGGGGACGGCGUGCUGCCGACUGGGCGCGCUGGCCAGAGCGCACUGGACUCUGUGGCGGGGAAAGGAGCUUGCCCCCCGCGUACCCGGCGUACCCGCCCGGGGUCUCUGGGACCUGCUGCGAGUCGCGCCGCGUGUGGACAAGUUGUCUUGUGAUGAUGUGAAUUGUGAUGCGUAUGCACGGUGCUUUGAAAGCUAUGAGAGUGAACGUUCGGCGGCGAUCGUCUCCACCUUGGAGGUGCGCACCAGCGAGAAUGUAUUGUUAGCCUGUCUUAUACGGGAGUUCACCCCGCGGGUGAAACAACUAUCUUACUCCGGGCCUGAUCUAAACAUGCUCUACUUCAACCUGCAGUACGCCACGCGCAUAGAGUUGUUGUGCAUAGAUUGUGAGGGUGAUAGCCCGGAGCUAAGAGGAAGGCCUUGUUGGCCGCAGGAUGUGGUGUUGCCGAGACUGCACACCGUUAUUUUUGAACUGAACCAUGACGACAUCCAGUCCACACUCGAUGCUUUCGGCUCGCUGCUGCAGGCACACAGAGGACAGCUGCGGUCUGUGUGGCUGGGCGGUUCAGAAAUGCUCCCGCUGUUGGACGUGUUGGACGCACGUCCCGGCAACGGCAACCUCCAGCGUUUGAAGUUGGAAACAGGCGAAGGCGCGGCUGAGCGCGUGCGGCGGUUCCAACCGCACCUGAAGGAGCUCAUUGUUCACUGCGACGAACGCAUUGCAGAGAUGGCCAGAUUGUUUAAGUCCUGGUCGGGCCCACUCGAACGCCUUGAACUGCAGGGUGCCACCCUAAGAAUGCUGCGUGUCCUCGGGGAGGGCAGACUUGCCGGCCUCCGGCACCUCACUCUGGGGGACAUCUCCUCCAAGGCUGACCUGCAGAGGACGCUCGCAGGCCUGCCCCGGUUGCACUCGCUCACCCUUCACCGUUGCCAUGGUAGAAAGUCACUCGAAAUGCUCUGUAACAUGGCUCCCACCACCAUCCCCGCUCUUGAGCUACUUAUUUUUAAGAACUUCCAAGAAGAACGCUGUUCUAAAAUUAAAGAAGUCUGUCCGAGAGUCGCGGAGCUGGUCCCAGCGGUCAAGAGCCUGGUGGGGCGAGCGCCCCGGUCGCUGCACUGUGUCUUGCUACCGUAUUGCGCCGGUGUCGACAACUACUGGCCCGAGCAGCAUGAACGCUAUUGCACUAUUCUCUACAGACACUCCACCGUGGCCGAGGCCGAAUGUCCGCUGUGCGCCGAGGCUGUUUCCACCAUCCGCUCGGUAAAUUACCUCCGCGAAAUAAAGGUCACAACAAUGACACGUAUUCAAGUUUGAUUGAUUAGCAUGAAACUGAAAUAAAAUUAUUAUUUCAAAGAGCACGGCUCUUAA